UUUGUGUAAAUUUUCGUCAUAGGUGAGGAUAUACAAAACAGCUGUCUGAAUAAAAAGAACGUUAAUUCCUAUCACUGUUUUGGAUUAAGGUGGACAAGUUCACAACUAUGAUGGGAUCAAGAAACCUGAAGAUAUUAAUACUGACUACAAUGGUGUUGGCAAUUGCAAGAACAUAUGAUGAUACGUGUAAUUUCGUUAUGAUCAAACAUUGUAGUACUGAUUAUAACGAUUGUGUCUGGCUGAAUGAGUGGUGUGACGGAAAGACGGACUGUGCUGACCUUUCUGAUGAGGCCAAUUGUACAGAAUAUACAUGUUCAAAAUAUAGAACAAAGUGUGCUAACGGAUUCCAAUGUCUGUACAGACACCAGUUUUGUGACGGAGAAGUAGACUGUACGGAUGGUAGCGAUGAGGAUGAAGAUUUCUGUCAAGACUAUAAAUGUUUGGAUGGAUACAUAAAAUGUCGUGAUGGACAACAAUGCUUUAGGGUAGAUGCUAUGUGUCGGGAUAUUACUUGGCGUAAUCAUUGCAAUGAUGGCUCUGAUAUGGACGAAGAAUUUUGUAAAGAUGCAGAUUGCGGUGCAAACGCAAGGAAGUGUGAUGAUGGUACUCACUGUGUAUAUGAAGCUGAAAUGUGUAAUGGAUUUCAGACCUGCCCCGAUGGCAGUGAUGAAGCACCGCAAAAUUGUACAAAGGACAGUCAAUGUCAAUAUGGUUUAUGGAAGUGUGCCAAUGGAGUCGAGUGUAUAUACGAAAUGCGUGUCUGUGACAAUUGGUGGUAUUGUAGUGACAAAUCAGACGAGAACCCAGAACUGUGCACUCAAGACAGACAGUGUAUAUCUGGGUACUCUAAAUGUGCCGAUGGAAUACAGUGUAUUCCUGAUGGAAUGGCAUGCACUGGUGAUAGCGAAUGUAGGGACCACUCAGACGAAUCACCUGAGAUUUGUCAAAACAAGCUACCCCCAGUCGUUAAAGAUUUACGUGCAAUACCGUAUCAAGGAUAUAUCAAAGUAUUUUGGGCAUGGCCAGACUUUGCUGGAUCUGCAAGUGGAUACAAAAUAAUUUAUGGCAAGGAACUGUCAAGUUUAAGAUAUACACAAGACCUUGGACCAAGCAGAAUCAUGCACAUAAUCAAUAACUUAGAACCAAAUACUAGUUAUUCAAUAAGCGUCGUAACGUAUAACAAAUUGGGCGUAGGACAGAAAGUUACCAUUAAGGCGAUGACUCCUGGAGUAUAAACUAUGAAGGUGUAGCUAUGGCUUACUGCUUACUAAUGAAAUGUGCUGAAGAAAAAGCAGUUAACUCCGUUUGAUUGAUUUGUUAUCAAUCGUGCUACAUUUUAAAUAUAAAUAAAUUUCUGAUUAUCGUA
This is a messenger RNA of Mytilus californianus (California mussel), 1366 nucleotides long. Its product is annotated as sortilin-related receptor-like. NCBI's taxonomy places the organism in Eukaryota, Metazoa, Mollusca, Bivalvia, Mytilida, Mytilidae. Gene Ontology annotation, molecular function: protein binding. Gene Ontology annotation, cellular component: plasma membrane. The transcript has 11 exons. The coding region runs from base 108 to 1235 and encodes 375 amino acids. The record is from RefSeq and is a predicted model, not a curated record.